Dermatophagoides pteronyssinus (European house dust mite) is the source of this 2931-nucleotide messenger RNA. RefSeq names its product F-box only protein 30-like. Lineage: Eukaryota; Metazoa; Arthropoda; Arachnida; Sarcoptiformes; Pyroglyphidae. The record is from RefSeq and is a predicted model, not a curated record. Gene Ontology annotation, molecular function: protein binding; ubiquitin protein ligase activity; zinc ion binding.
UAUAAUUAAAUAAUUGAUGAUUUAAAUCAUCAAAAAAAUCAUUCGUACUUAAUAUAUAACGAUAUUGUAAAUUAUCACUUCUAUGAUCAUCCAUUAAUUAAAUAUUGUUUUUGAGUCUUCAGUCAUUCUUUGUUUGUUUUUUUUGGCCCACCAAGAAUUCCGGUUUUUCCAGAAUCAAAACAAAAAUGAAAACUUCCACAUCAAAUACGGCAAUAACAACAUCAUCCGAUCAGAUUGAUCAUCCUAUUAAAUCUAAUGUUAAUCAAUCAUCUAUAGAUUUAUUGCAAUCGCAACAACAACAACAACAAGAAUUCGAACGUACAUCAUUGAAUAACCUUUUUAAACAUCGUAAUCGAUUGAAAUCAUUUAGCAAUAUACAUAGUCAUUGUUUUCAUUGUAUACGGCCGUUAAAAUGUAUACGAAUGCCUGUUUCAUUUAAUGAAGCUUAUCAAUUAUCGAUGGAAGAAAAAUAUUCAAUGAUAUUAGAUGUUGAUUAUUAUUGUAAUGAUGAUGAUGAUGAUGAUAAGAAUAAUAAUAAUCGAAUAAAAAAUCAUCAACGUAAACAGAAUCAACAACGAUUACAACAAUUAUCGAAUGGUUAUCAUGAUAAAAAUGAAGAUGAAAAUGAUACUACUAAUAUUGUAGAAUUUUGUCCAGUUGUACGUUGUACAAAUCGUCAAUGUGGAAUGGUAAUGCAUUAUUGUAAAAUGAAAGAACAUUUUCUUCUUUGCCAUUAUCAAAUGGUUUCAUGUAUAAAUAGCCAUUAUGGAUGUCCAUAUCGUUUAUUACGUGGUCAAAUGUCACAACAUCUUGUUGAUCAAUGUCCAGCAAAUGUUGUACAUUGUUCAGCUGAAUGGAAUCGUAUGCCAUUAUAUUCAAGUGAAAAAAGUCCAACAACUCAGGGAUUUUGUUCACCACAUUCAUUGAAUAUACAUAAUUUAGAUGUAGCAUUAGCAUUACGUGAUCAACGUAUGCUUAAACAAUUAUGGUCAGCAUCCAGACAAAUGAAACGUAUUAUGCGUGGUCGUCUUUCAACACAUCCGGCUGUUCCUAUAAAGCCUUAUAUUGGAAUUCGAACAUUUCGUGAAUUUCGUUCAACAGUCACAAAUGCACAGAAUUCGACAACAACAAUAACAACAGCAACAACAACGAACAAUAAUGUUGUUGAUCCAUCAUCAAUAAAUAAUAAUAAUAAUAAUAAUCAAUUAUCUUAUUAUAAUUGUGAUAAUAAUAUUGAAGAAGAAAAAUAUCUAAAUUAUGCUGCCAAAUUGGUUGAACAUGCUUAUAAAGAAUCAUUAGUGGAAAUAUUACGACAAACGGCUCAAUAUUAUCGUCGAAUUUAUAUGGAAAGUUCGCAUGAUUAUCGACAACAACAAGAACAAUCAAGAAAAAAAUCGAAUUCAAUUUGUAGUCAAAUGUUUUCAUGGAUGGAAUCCAAAUGUAAUACAAAUCUAGUUGAAACAAAUAAUGAUGGAAUUAAUCAUUCAACAAUUAAUACAAAUAAUAAUGAUAAUCAACAACUAUUAUCUCCAACAUUGGCCAUUCAACAAUCAUAUCCAAGUUCUUCAUCAAUAAAUCUGCCUAUAAUAACGGAUACGGAUAAACAAUUUAUGGUCGAAAUGAUUAAAACAAAAGCAAAAGAUGUUCAAUCAAAUCAAUGUAUGAAUCAACGAAAAAAUGUUCAAUCACAGCCACCGAUACCACCUCCUGUACCUAAAUGUAAUACAUUAUCAUUAGAAAUAUCGAUCCGUUCAUAUGCAUUUUAUCAACCAAAACCUCGGGCAAUGUAUACGUUUCGUUGUGGAUUAGAUUUUCGUAAAGAUGAAUUGUCCGCACACUCACGAGAUAUACAUAGUGAUAUACAUGGUGGCCUAGAUGGUUGGAUUGAAUAUCGUUGUCCAUUAUUCUAUAAUGGCUGUACAUUUGUACAUCGUCGUCUUUGGCCACGUUUAUCACAAAAUGAGCCAUCAUAUGUUGAUCGAUGGAAUCGACAACAAACAACGAUUGUUUAUAAUGAAUCAUUAGAAACAUUUGCUUGUUGUUCCGUUAACGAUAAUGAUUAUGAUGAUGUUCGAUCGAAUCGAACAACAAAUAUUUCAUUUGAUCAAUGUGAAGAUGAUGAUGAUGAUGAUCUAAUGAUGGAUGAUGAUAAUAAACGAAAUGAAUCUUUUGAUCAUCAACAGCCAUCAUCAACAUCAUCCGUUUCAUUAGAAUCACCAUCAUUUGAUGAUGAAAAUAAUCAUCGAAUAAUGUUGACAAAAACGGCAAGAAAAAAUAGUACAAGUGCUUGCUGUGGCAAUGGUGAUAGUAUCAUUUCAACAUCACAUUCAUCAUCAUCAUAUUCAUUAUUAUAUUCGAAUAAUAAUUCAUCCGUUCCAUUAUUAUUAAUGUCCGGUAAAGGUGGUAUAAAUGGAGGUAUAGCUGCUACAACAACAACAACAACAGCCAAUAAUACAUCAUCAUCAUGUAUAUCAUCAAGAAAAUCAUCUGAUGGCAAUAUUUAUUUUUCGUUAAAUAAUCUACCAUUUGAACUGUUACAAAAUAUUUGCAAAUAUCUGGACGGAUUUUCAUUGAAUAAUCUAUCAUUUACAUCGAAACGUAUGCGUAUGGUUGUACAAUCGUUUGUAAAGAAAAAAGGUUAUGUCGUUUUACAAUGGAAACGUUUCGAAAUGGAAAAGGGUAAAUUUCAAUGGCGUGUCGUUUAUAAGAAAUGGCUAUUUAGUACAGCAAUGCAACCUAUACGUGGUUGGCGUAUUGAUUCCGAUAAUGUUAUGGCUCAUCAUUUACAAGUUUGUCCAUUUUAUGAACGUAAUAUACGUACAGAACCAUUUCGUAUUUGUGAAUUUGAUCCAUCCAUUCUUCCUAAUCACAAUGCUUCCUCAAUGUCAACAACAACAACAAUAAUAACAAAAUAAUGAUAAUAAUAAUAAU